CAGAAAGCAGGUUUUUGUUUGUGCUGGAAUGUGCAGCUUAAUAUAGUUUACUGUACCGAGGAGAUAAAACACUUACAGAGUGUGCAGACAGGAUGUGGGUUCAAGGUGAGGACAGCGUGGCAGAAGAGUCUGACGGAGAGGGUGAUUUAUCCUCUGAAGAUGAAGGAGACAUUCAGUGUGAGAUCCUGGAAAUUCAGAGGGAUGAAGCCAAUCAGAGACUGUCUGACCUGGAGGAAGCUUCCAAUCAGCUCCUGAAAGAGAUAAAUGUCCUGGAGAUGCAGUUCCAGAUAGAGCGCUCCUGCAGGGAGAGUGCUGAGGCCCUGGCCGUCAAAGUGACCAAAGAGAACAAAGCCCUGAAGAGGGCGAGCCAGAUGCUGAUGCCGCUCAUCCCCGAGCUGCCGGAAAAUUUGGCUGCCGUGACCUUUGACCCGGAGUCUGAACCCACGUUGGUUAACGGUGACAACGUGGUUGAUCUCGACGAAGAGACGCUGCUGCUGCAGAGCCAAGCCAAGAUCGCAGAGCUGCAGGCGUCAGUGGACGGUCUGCUGGCUGAGAAGCUGCAACUGGAGCAACAAGUGGAAAAUCUCACCAAAGAGCAGGUCCAACUCAGAGAGCAGCUCGCUCUGGAGGUCGGGGAGAAAGAGAUCAUACUGAAGAAAAUAAGCAAACAGAGCAGAACCAUGAAUAAAAUCAAACGAGUCUCCCAGCUUGUCACGGAGGAGUUCACAGAAAUGUCUCAAAAGCUGGAGCUAGAGCAGGACCUCCGGCAGCACGCUGAAGUCUUCGCCCACCAGAUGCUGGCGGAGCAGAGGGCGGCCUGCAGAGAGAGCGUGACGCAGAGCCCCGAGACCGGCCUGCAGCUGCAGCAGGCGCUGGAGCAGAUAUCCAGCAUCAGCACGGCCCUGAGCCACAUACAACGCUGCUACCAGGACCAGAGUCAGAGUGCUGUGGGAGACAGCAGCGUCCUCUCUGAGCUGAGAGAACAGCUGGAGAAGAGCGAGGAGGAGAGGAAGACCUCGGAGGCUCAGCUGACUGAAGCUAACAGCUCUGUGACACAGCUCCAGGAGGAAGUGAAACAGUUAAAAGAAACACUGAAGAGAAAGGAUGAAACCAAUAAAUCAGAUGGACCAGAGGAGGAUGCCACUCCAGCUCCCGUUCCACCACCACCUCCUCCUCCACCUCCUCCUCCUCCUCUUCCACCUCCUUCCACUGCCGUCACCAGUUUUUCUGAUUUCCUGAGAAGCAGGAGAAAAGGAAGAGCCUGUAACUCUGAUCAAAACAAAGCAGCACCCUUGUUGGACAUCAAGACAAAAGCGGUGGAUGAAAUGAUGGAGAGGAUAAAGAAAGGCAUCGUCCUGAGGCCCAUCAAGAUAAUACAGGAGGAUGACAGCUCAUGGAAGGACCAGAGGAGUGAAAACAGAAAAUCAGCCAUCGUGGAGUUGAAAGGAAUGCUGGACAACAUGAAACGUCAGCACCUCCGCAGAGUGCCAUCCAGACGAGGGCUUGGCCGAAAUGUUGGGGAGGCAGAGCUCCUGCAGGUGCUCCAGAGGAGGAGGAGAGCGAUGGGGGACAACCAGGAGCAAACACAGGACACCCUGGCAGGUCCACAGAGUGUCCCAGCAGCAGGAGAUGGUCCCUGGGCCGGCGAGAGCAGCAGCGCCCCUGUGCUCCGGAGGCUGAGACAGAACCGAGAGAAGAGAGACUCUCGCAUCAGAGCAUCAGCCCUGAUUAUCAGCCAAGAAAACUGAAUAAAUUAACAUCACGGCAGUCUAACUGUCAUCGCUUUUUUUCAAUAAGAUGAUGAGUUUGUUGAGCAAACUGCACCUGCAAUACAUUCUUUUUUAUUGCUGAGUGAUUUCCUGGAUGUCUCUUUUGUUUUGACUUGAACCGAUUAUCUUUGCAAAUGCACUGAAAUAACACAUGAAUGCAUUGCUUUUGUCUUCAUUUACAAUAAAAUGUCAGUUGAUCUUGGCCUCUAUUGAUAGAUUAAAAUAAAGACUUGACUUGUGAUCACCUCUGAGUCAAAUAACAUCAGAAAACA
Messenger RNA from Centropristis striata (black sea bass), 2041 nucleotides. It is a transcript of the gene shtn2, whose product is annotated as shootin 2. Bases 93 to 1748 code for a protein of 551 amino acids. The record is from RefSeq and is a predicted model, not a curated record. NCBI's taxonomy places the organism in Eukaryota, Metazoa, Chordata, Actinopteri, Perciformes, Serranidae. The transcript has 17 exons.